AUGACGGGAAAAAGCGAUACCGUUAAGGCAGGGAACGCCUGCCCAGCCACCGACGCCAACGAUACCAACUACGCCAACUACGCCACCACCGACUCGUCCACGCUCUCGUUGCCCGACCCCGAAAAGCAAUCACCGCCCUCCAGCUCCAGCGACACCAUCCCCACCCACACCGCCCAUGAUGACAUCGAAGCCGCCCACAAUGACACCACCACCACCAGGUCCCAACCCGCAUACGGCACCACCACCACCACCAAUAACAACAACAACAACAACAACAACAACGAAAAGAACCAACCCCCCUUCGACGAUGCUGAUUUACCCACAGCCGCCGCCCUAACUCUGCACCCCUCAACAGCAACCACAAUCGACUUCCCCGAGGGCGGCCUGACAGGCUGGCUGGUGGUGCUGGGAUCUUUCUGCGCGAUGCUGUCGCUAUUCGGGCUGAUCAACUCGGCGGCCGUGUUCGAGUCGUACUUUUCGACGCACCAGCUGGCGCACAAGACGGCGUCCGAGAUUGGGUGGAUCUUCAGCCUGUACCUGUUUAUCGUGUUUUUUGUGGGGAUCCAGGUCGGGCCGUUCUUUGAUCGCUUUGGGGCGCGCGUGCCGGUGGCGGUGGGGGGCGCGUUGAUCUUUUUGAGUUUGUUGUUGUUGAGUUGGUGUGAUGAGUAUUACCAGAUCAUCCUCACUUAUUCGGUGAUGGGUGGGUUGGGGGGUGCGAUGUUGAACAGUCCGGCUUAUGGAGCCAUUGCACACUUCUUCAACGCGCGUCGGGGACUGGCUACGGGGAUUGCAUCGACCGCCGGCGGCGUCGGCGGCGUAGUGUUCCCCGUAUUGCUUAGGGAGCUGCUGCCCAAUGUCGGGUUUGGCUGGAGUUGUCGCAUCCUAGCCUUUAUCAUGCUCGGCCUGGCGAUCCCCUCGAAUCUCUUCAUCAAGACGAGGCUGCCGCCCGCCAGGGGCCCUGAUGGCCGGCCCAAGGUGCAGUCGGUCUGGCCCGACUUUAGCGUCUUCAUGGACGCCCGGUUCGCGUUUGCCUCGAUCGGCAUUUUCUUCAUGGAGUGGGGUCUGUUCAUCCCGCUGACAUACAUCGUCUCAUACGCCGCCGCCAACGGACAGGAUGCGACCGAAAGUUAUUUACUUCUGUCGUACCUCAAUGCCGGGUCGGUCCUCGGGCGAGUCCUUCCCGGGUUUCUCGCCGACCGCCUCGGCCGGUUCAACGUCAUCAUCGUUACCAUCACACUGUGCGUCAUCACGGUUCUGGCGAUAUGGUUACCAGCGGGCACAUCGGAAGCGGUACUGAUCGUGUACGCGGUACUUUUUGGAUUCGCAAGCGGGAGUAACCUGGGCCUGGUGCCCGUCUGCCUGGGGCAGCUGUGCGAUCACCGGCAGUACGGCCGCCUCUUCUCGACUGCCAUGAUGGUUGCAAGUUUUGGAACCCUCAGCAGUGUCCCGAUCGGCGGCGCAAUUUUGGAUUCCGGAUCGAAUUCUUGGACAUACUUAAUCAUCUUCGCGGGCGUGUCGUAUGUCGUUGCGUUGGGGUGCUACACCGCCGCCCGCGUGCUUGCUAUUGGAUGGAGCCCGCGGAAGAUUUUCUAG
Messenger RNA from Chaetomium globosum CBS 148.51, 1593 nucleotides. RefSeq lists its product as uncharacterized. The transcript has 2 exons. NCBI's taxonomy places the organism in Eukaryota, Fungi, Ascomycota, Sordariomycetes, Sordariales, Chaetomiaceae. The coding region runs from base 1 to 1593 and encodes 530 amino acids. Gene Ontology annotation, molecular function: transmembrane transporter activity; 2-(3-amino-3-carboxypropyl)histidine synthase activity. Gene Ontology annotation, biological process: transmembrane transport; protein histidyl modification to diphthamide. The record is from RefSeq and is a predicted model, not a curated record. Gene Ontology annotation, cellular component: fungal-type vacuole membrane.